AGAAAUGCUCAUAGACUACAAGCUGUGCAGUGGGCCUGUUGAAUAGGAUCAGUGUUUGUCUGAUGAUGUGAGUCGAUACGACAGCCUCAGAGGAGCUCAGGAAAUUGAGUUGAUGAUCAUAGAGGGGAAACCUGACCGUGAAAUGACGGAUGACCUGAGAUGACUAACUAUGUGUGAAUAUCUAGUUCUUAUCCUAUGACUGGAAUCCUAUGCAAAUGAUUUGAUAUCCACAGGAUCAUUGGAGUCCCACCUGUUCCUAAGACCACACUGCAUUAAAGUCCUGCGUUCUAAUUUAAGCAAGACAGAGCCUUUGAGUGUACCACAUGUUCUGAUACUUGUAUGCUAGGAAACUCUGUUCUGUGAAGGUAGACUGUAGUGGAAAGUUUUAACUUUGCUCGAAAAAAAUUUGAUCCUUAUUAGUUCUUCUGAUGAUACAAUUUGGAAUAUCAUUCUUAAGGUGAACAACAAUAUUGGAAUAGGCUAUCCUGAUGAUUUGAAGGUGUUCACUCUCUGUUUCUUUUGUUUGAUUUUUACCACACCAUGCCCCUCACCCGCUCUCCCGUUCUGCCAGUUGGUCUUACCAAGGAUGUUAGUAGAUACGCAAUGGAUCAGUUACAGAAGCCUGCACCAUUGAGUCCUGAGGAUACACCAAAGACCACGCCUUCGUCCCCUUCAUUGUCUUCCAAACCCCAUGGUGCUGGCAGGGAGGGGGAUAUCAAACCCCCCAUUCCUCCUGCAAGGGCCCCCAAGGCCACACCCGCUGUUGCCAAGCUGCCUGAGUUGCCCGCUGUGAUCGUGGACCCAGAGACUGGUGAUAGGUACCGAAGAGGCAGGCUACUGGGCAAGGGUGGUUUUGCCCGUUGCUAUGAGCUGACUCAUCAAGACACCCACUAUGUCUAUGCAGGCAAGAUCGUACCCAAGGAGAGGAUAUCAAAACCAUCACAAAGAGAAAAGAUGGAGAGAGAGAUAGCGGUCCAUGCACAGCUAAGACAUCCAAAUAUUGUGGGCUUCCAUAAACAUUUUCAAGAUAGUGAAAACAUAUAUAUCCUACUUGAACUAUGCAGACAUAAAUCUCUCCUUCACAUGCUGAAGUUGAGGAAGCACCUGACGGAGCCAGAGGUGCGUUAUUUUAUGCUUCAGAUCAUAGAGGGCGUUCGUUAUCUCCACAGUCACUGUGUCAUCCAUAGAGAUCUCAAACUUGGCAACAUGUUCCUCACAGAUACCAUGGGCGUCAAGAUAGGCGACUUUGGCUUAGCUGCAAAACUGGAAUUCGAGGGAGAUAGGAAAAGAACGAUGUGUGGCACACCAAACUACAUAGCCCCUGAAGUGCUGGGUAAAAUAGGGCACAGUUUUGAAGCAGAUGUUUGGGCAUUAGGUUGUAUAAUGUACACAAUGUUAGUCGGUAGACCUCCAUUUGAGACCAGCUCACUAAAGGAAACCUAUGCACGUAUCAAACACAACAAAUAUCAUUUCCCAGAAACCCUAUCCCCGGUUGCCAAGGAAAUUAUCUCGGACUUAUUAUCCUCAGAUCCGGAGGAAAGACCGCCUCUAGAGGUGGUUAUUGAUCAUGAAUUCUUCACACAGGGUUUCGUCCCGGAGACGUUGUCUCCGUCGGCGUGCGUAACGGCGCCGGACUUUCCAAUCACCAAGGUUCUUAUAAGCGAUCGCAAGGGAGAACUUGUCACAAAUGAAUUCUGUAGGUUAAAACGGGAAAGCACGCUCCAGAGGAGAGAUGUGACGGCUCCGCUGUCGGAUAUUAUUAAUAAUGAAAGUAGCCAGCCAGUAUCAGGAUCCAAUACACAAAACUCUAACAAGCCUACCAAUCAAGCAAAGCUCAGAACAAGGAUAGCAGGGACAAGACCUAUGACCCCGGUGACCUCCGCUAUCAAGACAGCCAUGGUCAAUGUUAUAGAGAAGAGAAGUGCAACUGUGACGAUGGUCAAAAGUGCAUCAACCUGUUCGAUGGACAAGGUCUAUGAGAUGCUUAAUACAUGCUUAGAACACAUGCCAAAAGAAGAUCACAGAACCACACCCAAAUAUAAACCUAACCCAAGUGAAGUCGUCUGGGUCAUUAAGUGGGUCGACUACUCCAACAAGUAUGGCUUCGGUUACCAGCUCUCCAAUAAGGUUGUAGGGGUCAUGUUCAAUGACAAAUCAAGAAUUAGCUUUACACCCGAUAGAAGUUCAGUGCAAUAUUUAUCAACGGACAGCAAGGUUCACUCAUUCCCACUCAGCUCCGUCCCCAGUAGACUGUCCAAGAAAGUCACCCUCCUAGAUUACUUUGCUACCUACAUGGAUGAACACCUCAUCAAGGGUCCUGCAGCUGACCUUGGUUACAGAGAUUCUUCACCCAUCACUAACACCCCUCAGGGCAUUGACUCGGACAAGAAAGACGGCAUUAGAUCGCCCUCACCUAAGAGGAAAGGUGUGGACAAACCAGGACCAAUUAACUCAGCUCAGCCUUAUCUUGAGAAGUGGAACAGAACAGGGAAAGCUAUCACAAUGUACCUCAGUAACGGUACAUUACAGGUCAACUUCUUUGAAGAUCAUACCAAGGUCAUCCUAAGUCACAACAACAAUGAUCAUCUAGUGACCUACAUCAAUGAAUCCAGAACCCCAACUACGUAUAGAGUAUUGCAUAUCACCCAUCACGGCUGUACCAAGGCACUCCACACACGACUCACCUAUGCAAGACACGUCCUCUACGGCAUGAUGGGUAAAGGCGAGGAAGAGAACACAAAGCUAUGACCCCUGAUGGGGGUUGGGAGUCAAAGGUCAUGACCCCUGUCGGAGAUUAUGUUAUGGCUUUCACAGAACAUUGAAAAUGAUGAAUGCAUUGCAAGAAUCAAUCGGAAUCUUCCUUUCAUCAGGUGUAGCAAAUCCUGAAUGCUGAUUGGCUGAAGAAUUCACAUGGGUGAAAAGAAAUAUUUGCAUAUACAGUUUGAUUUGGGUGUGUAUGUAUUUGUGUUGAUCCUGCAAUUUUUGUGUAGAAAUAAAGGUCAUAGCCUCUUUCCUCAUUGGCUUGUAUUUUGAAGCCCAAUUUAACCAAGCCACGGUCUAACUCUGAUCAAGUUAUAGGAAUCUGAAAGAAAAAUGUUUACAUUCAUACAUUGAAUGUGUCUUAUGUUUUCUGUGCAAUAGUGGAGAAGGCUAUCAGUCCCUUUACAACUGAAUGUUUUUUUUUUGGUUUCAACUGAGCUAAUACAAUGAUCCUGCCCUGUUAGAGAUUUGUGUCACAAUUGGGUAUCCAAAGUUAUACCACAAAUUUAGACCAAAUUUUUAAGUUUAAAUUUGAGUUCAGAGUACUGACCAUUGGGUUCAAACUACAUCCGAUUAUGUCUUUGUGUGUGAUAGGUGAAAUAUUAUGAUGAUGUAUAAUGAGACUCCACCAAAAAAUAUAACAUUUACAACAUCAUCAAAAUUACAACUCUUGUGUAUUGUGAUUGCUGCUCUUGUAACAAAACAAACAUCAUGAAAAUAUAAUUUCUUGAAUGUAUGAGAUUUAUUUUCAUUUUUACGAUGAAAAUAGCUUUAUGUCAAGAUAUUGACUUAUAAAAGGAAACCAUGGUUGAAGCUUACAUAAAAUAAGUUCCUUGCCACACAUAAAAGUAAAUUUAUUAGUCACGUUGAAUCCUUGAAAAAUAAAAACAAUUUUGUACGAAAAGUACAAACCUUAAUUUAUUAGUCACAUCAAUUUUGCCUGGUUAUUUUGUACUUAGUCUAGUACAAGAUUUUGAUUUUUGUUAGUAUGAAAGAAGGAAUCCACUUAUUGUAAUAAAGUAACAUGAUUUAACAGC
Molecule: messenger RNA, 3797 nt
Organism: Lytechinus variegatus (green sea urchin)
Lineage: Eukaryota; Metazoa; Echinodermata; Echinoidea; Temnopleuroida; Toxopneustidae
Product: serine/threonine-protein kinase PLK1-like
Exons: 13
Coding region: 541-2748 (735 amino acids)
Biological process (GO): regulation of cytokinesis; protein phosphorylation; mitotic cell cycle
Cellular component (GO): nucleus; centrosome; cytoplasm
Molecular function (GO): protein serine/threonine kinase activity; protein binding; ATP binding
Source: RefSeq, a predicted model, not a curated record